Messenger RNA from Zea mays, 4318 nucleotides. RefSeq names its product myb domain protein 4r1. The transcript has 16 exons. Gene Ontology annotation, biological process: snRNA transcription by RNA polymerase III; snRNA transcription by RNA polymerase II. The record is from RefSeq and is a predicted model, not a curated record. Gene Ontology annotation, molecular function: RNA polymerase II cis-regulatory region sequence-specific DNA binding; RNA polymerase III type 3 promoter sequence-specific DNA binding. Gene Ontology annotation, cellular component: snRNA-activating protein complex. The coding region runs from base 225 to 3365 and encodes 1046 amino acids. NCBI's taxonomy places the organism in Eukaryota, Viridiplantae, Streptophyta, Magnoliopsida, Poales, Poaceae.
CCCCGACAACGUCGCAAAUUCCAGCGCUGUUUCGAGCCCUUCCCCGCGCCGCCUUCCUCUGUCGUCUCCCCGACCCUGCAUUCUCCUCUCUGGGAAGAUUCAAAUCCCCCACGGGCCACGGCCCACGCCACGCCAUCUCUACCCAGCCACGGCGAGCGCCACCGGCCCCGCCGCGCCGCAAGAACUCUACCGUAACGUAACCGAGAAACCCCGCCGCCGGCGCGAUGGACUGGUACUCCGACGACUCGGACCCCGACAUCGACGAGGACCUGCGGGAGGACCUCGACGCGCUGCGCCGCUCCUGCAUCCUCUCCGGGGCCGACCCGGACGCUGCCGUAGCGCAGGUCUCCUCCGGCCUCGCGGGCCCCUCCACCCCAGCCCUCGCCGCGGCGCCGGGGGCGGCGGCCGACCAUCAUCAUCAUGCCUCCUCUUCGGACGACGAGGAGGACGAGGACCUCGCCCUCGUCCGCAGCAUACGCGCCAACCUCCACCACCUCCAUAAUAGUAAGGCCUCGACCGUCCUCCCGGACGCCGCCCCCGCGCCCCGGGACGACGACGACCCGUCCUCGCGCCCGAUCUGCACGUGGCCGCCGUCCGACACUGACGAGGAAGAGGAUGACCUCGAGACGCUCCGCGCCAUCCAGCGCCGCUUCUCGCAUUACCAGUCAAGUACCUCCACUGCAUCGCCAAAGACCAUGAAACCUGAGGCGUCACAGGGAGUCCACAGUGACCUUUUUGCCGACAGGUCUGGUGAUGAUUUUGCUGUGCAGAAGCAAAAUGCAAUUGUUCCUCAUGGAGAUGGGUUUCCAAAGGCUGCGCUAUUGUUAGUGGAUGCUCUCAAGAAGAACAGAGCAUACCAGAAGUUCAUUAGAAGAAAAAUGGUAAACAUUGAAGCGAAAAUUGAAGAAAACAAAGAUCUCAGGGAUCGUGUAAAAUGUCUUUUGGGCUAUCAGUUAAGCUGCCGAAAAUCAGUCAGCAGAUCUUUAGGACAGAAGGAGGAUCCUCGUGUCAGGUUGAUUUCCCCCCUGAAAUCAACUCAGCCGUGUACAAAGAACAAAUACAGGAAGAUUCCUGCACUAUUUCUCGGCCCAGCUGAGAACCCACAUGUUUCAAAGUAUGAAAUGGCGCUGAAGCAAUUUCCAAUGUCAUUUAAGAAGCAACCAUGGUCAGAUGCGGAGAAAGAUAAACUUGCCAGAGGAAUAAAGCAGCAAUACCAAGAAACAUUGAUUUUGGAUUCGCUGAAUAAUGGAAGUGCUGAUGGUGACUUCAGUGCACUUGAUAUGGCAUAUGCACUGACAAAUGGUGCUGGUAAUUUUGAGGUGACUCCGGAAAAUCUUAGAUCGGUUCUACCAUUAAUAAACUGGGAUAAGAUUUCUGCCAUGUACCUUCCUGGUCGAUCUGGUGCUGAAUGUGAAUCGAGGUGGCUAAACUGUGAUGAUCCAUUGAUUAACCAUGAAGCCUGGACUGCAGACGAGGAAACAAGACUUCUACUAAUUAUUCAAGAAAAGGGAAUGUGCAACUGGAUUGACAUUGCAGUCACAUUGGGUACUUACCGGACUCCUUUCCAAUGUCUUGUUCGUUAUCAACGAAGUUUGAAUCCCCACAUACUGAACAAGGCCUGGACAAAGGAGGAAGACCUUCAACUCCAAGCAGCUGUUGAGACCUUUGGUCAGAAAUGGCAACUUGUAUCGGCUAGUCUGGAUGGUCGCACUGGCACUCAGUGCUCUAAUAGGUGGAGAAAAACCUUGCACCCUGAAAAGACCAGUGUGGGAAGAUGGCUUCUGGAUGAGGACAAACGCCUCAUGGUCACUGUUAAACUAAUUGGACCUGGCAGGUGGAGUUUGAUUGCUCCGUUUAUUCCUGGCCGAACACAAACACAAAUCUUUGAGAGGUGGUGCAAUAUUCUUGAUCCAGAUCUAUAUCUUGAUGACUGGCGGCCUGACGAAGAUUCCACAUUAUUGGCUGCAGUAUCUGAGUUUGGGCCUUGCUGGUCGAAGAUUUCUAAAACGAUAAUUCCUGGACGUAAUGAUAGUAUGUGCUAUAGACGAUGGAGAAAACUUUGUAAACAUGAAGUCCAGAAAGCUAGAGAAGCCAGACAAUUGAAGAAAGCUAUUUUUCAGAACAAUUUUGUUGAUAGAGAAAAAGAGCGGCCUGCAAUUUGCCCUCGUGACCUAAUAUCACUUUUACCCUCGAAAGGUGACGGAUGUGAUGUGGCCAUUGUAAGGGGUGGAUCUGAAAAGCAAGGGGAAGAGAACCACCUAGCUCUGUCCAAUAUUGUCAACAUUUCAUCUGGUCUUGAUUGUGUUGCUGCUAAUUCUGUUUUGAAUGCUAGCUCAAGGAGGCCAAGGAGAGUAUCGUCAGGACGUAGAUCAAAAAAGCAUACCGAAGGGAAUAAUAUUGCUGCGCCUGAUGAUCUCAAUGCUUCAUCCAGCGCCCCUAGCAGUUCCAUAAAGAGAAAAUCUACUACUGGUAACAAUGUAGCUGCAAAAAAGAGAUCGAGGGUAUCUAUCAGUGUUAAUGCUGAUAACGAGGUAGAGAAAAAUAGAAUAACAGACUCUGUGGCUGUUAGUGAAGAGGGGUUAGUCAAAAAGAGAACAAGGCGUCCAAAACCUGUUGGCAAUGAGGGGGCUGUCAGAAAGAGAGGAGGCUCUAAUAAUGAGGUAGGGACAAAUAUCAUAACGGAAUCUGUGGCUGUUGGUGAAGAGGGAGUAGUCAAAAAGAGAACAAGACGUUCGAAACCCGUAGGGAAUGAGGGGGCUGAUAAUGAGGUAGGAACAUAUAGAAUAACGGGCUCUGUGGUUGUUGGUGAAGAGGGAGUAGUCAAAAAGAGAACAAGGCGUAGUUCAAAACCUGUUGACAAUGAGGAGGUUGUCAGAAAGAUGAGGGGCUCUAUCAAUAAUUAUGAUGAGGCAGGAACAAAUACAAUGAUGAAUUCUGCGUUUGGGGAGGAGGAAGUAGUCAAAAAGAAAACGAGACACUCAAAACCUGUUGGCACUGAAGGGGCUGCCUCUAUUGGUGGUGAUGGCAUGGUCAACAAGAGAAGGACAGGUUCUGUCUCCACCGAGAAUCUUGGUGCUGUGAGAAAAAGGAAGAUAGUGUCAUCAAGGAGGAAAUUAGCUGAAGUUAAUUUGCCAACAGAGGAGGGUGUACCGAAUGCUGUCCCUGACUUGGACUUUCCUUGUGCAAUUUCUGAAGAAAGAGCUGUUGAUGUUGGAAAUAUGGAUAAAGGCAGAAGAAAAUCAACUCCGAGACCCAAGCAGAUAAACAUGCCUGAAGAGGAUGCUGAUAAAAACUCCACAUUCACACGACUUGUCAAUUGCCUGUCGUUUGCCCGUAUGAAAGGAAUCGACAGGAACAAAAGAUAAUUGAAGUUGAGAAACCGUCGCUUGAAAAGGGUUUAGUUUCACCUGUGAUGAUGGUUUUGCGCGUGGAGGUUGCAGUCAGUACGCGUGGAAUGCCCAAAGGAUGACGCUUUUUAAGCUGGAGUGUCAUCAGGCACAUUGCCUUGUGUGUGAGCAGCUCCACAGUAGAUUCCCUUACACAAGGGAUGUUUUUUUUAGACAGAACCAGGGUCAUCUGGAUGUCAUCUGUUGAUUCGAAAACUGGCACCACAUAUACAGAGGUCAUUUCUAUCUUGGAUGGGGAACGAAAUUUGUACGACCUGUUUCGUUGGAGACCCGGCAGUUUGUUUCCAGUUGGUGGUAUAUAGGUGUUGGGCAUUUAAUGCGUCGAUGACAGUUGACGGCAUCCAUUGUUUUAUCCAUACUCUGAAAUUUCUGAUCUUGCCCCAUCAAUUGAUGAAUCGCUACCUUUAUCAGAUUCAUGUCACGCAGCAGUGCAAGAAAUUCAUUAGCAACAUUGAGACCAACAAAUAGCUGAAACCAAAGGGUGCCUAGCUCCAUCUGUUCUCCGUGGGGACUUGUUGUUUCGUUAUGCAUUUUAUCAAUUAUAAAUUUGAUUUACAAAGUAUCACUAUUAACUUUUGUAUAUCACCUUCCAAUCUCUCAACUAGGCCUGGGCAAAAAGAACCGGAACCGAGGAACCGAACCGAACCGAAAUAACCGAGAACCGGAACCGAACUAACCGAACCGAAGGAACCGUUAUGAAUUUCGGUUCUGGUUUUUUGAGAACCGAAAUAAAUGAGAUAUUUUCGGUUCUGCACUCCAAAGAACCGAAAGAACCGAAAAACCCAAAAGUAUUAGAUUCAAUUUGUUACAUGUGUUUGUAACUUCGGAUGUUGUGUUAUCGACUUAUGUUGAACCUCUAAUCAUCCAUGUAUUAUCUAUGAAAUUAUAGUCAUUGUGCACUUGUCGUUGUU